AUGGAAGGCUUGAGCUUCUUUGUUGGGGCCAUAGGCAACAUUAUCUCAGUACUUGUUUUCCUCUCCCCCAUAGGGACUUUUUGGAGAAUAGUGACAAACCGAUCCACAGAAGAGUUUGAGAGUCUUCCUUACAUUUGCACCUUAUUGAACUCAUCUCUAUGGACUUACUAUGGAAUCACAAAGCCUGGAGGAUUACUUGUAGCCACUGUUAAUGGAUUCGGCAUCAUCGUCGAAACUGUCUACAUCGCCUUGUUCCUUAUAUUUGCACCUGAAAAGAUGAAGGCUAAGACAGUGGUUCUUGUGGGGAUACUAGACGUUGGUUUUCUAGCAGCAGCGAUAUUAUUUACUCAAUUGGCCUUGCAAGGAGACUUACGGAUUGAAGCCAUUGGGUUAUUGGGUGCGGGCCUAAACAUCAUCAUGUAUGGCUCGCCUCUAGCUGUCAUGAGAACAGUGGUGACUACGAAGAGCGUGGAAUAUAUGCCAUUCUUCCUGUCUUUUUUUCUUUUCCUAAAUGGAGGAAUUUGGGCUUUCUAUGCUUUUCUCGUGCAAGAUUAUUUCCUUGGGGUACCAAAUGGGAUUGGUUUUAUACUUGGAAUAGCACAACUAGUGCUCUAUGCAAUUUAUAGAAAUGCCAAGCCUUCGAAGUGUGCAUUGGGAGCAUUGGAAGACGGACGGCUACGAGAGCACCUCGUCUCAUCGUCGGAUCAAACACAUGGCAACGAUGAAGACCAGAGAUUUCUUUAAAAAUUUUAAAUUGUGAUCGACACUUUGAACCCAGCUCAGUUACUGUUUUAAUGGGCAAACAGCCCAACUCUUAGAACAUAUUACAGCCCUAGGUGGCGAAUAGCAGAGAUAUUGUUUGUUGUCAUUUGUUUAACAAAAGAAGAGACGAUAGGUUUCAUAGUUUUUCAAGCUUCAGGCAUGUGUAUAUCUGUUUGAAGAUCCAUGGGCUUGUUUUUUAUGGGUUGGACCUUAAUUGGGCUUGGGCUGCAACUCGAAUAUGCAGAGCCAUGAUCAAAUUGUCAUAUUGGUUUUGAUGGGUCGGGU
Ilex paraguariensis (yerba mate) is the source of this 1047-nucleotide messenger RNA. NCBI's taxonomy places the organism in Eukaryota, Viridiplantae, Streptophyta, Magnoliopsida, Aquifoliales, Aquifoliaceae. The record is from the annotation of a GenBank genome assembly.